CUUCCUCUCCCAAAGCUUCCACGCUCCGGCCCUCAAAAGGUUGGACCUGAGCGGCCACGACUUCUCCCAAGGCCUCCUGGAGCCGCUGCGGCUGCUCCUGGAGGAAACCUCGGCCUCGCUGCUGCACCUGGAUCUCAUGGAAUGCCGCAUGGCCGACUCCCACCUGGACGCGCUGCUGCCCACGCUGCGCCGCUGCUCCCGCCUGCGCUUCCUGGGACUCUACGGCAAUUCCCUGUCCACGGCCGCGCUCAAGGAUCUGCUCCAGAAAACCUUGGAGCUGCCCGACCUCCACCUGGUCGUGUAUCCCUUCCCCGUGGAUUGCUACAAGCCGGAGCCGCCGUCGGAAUCCGGCUGGGAUUUGGAGGAACCCGUGGAUGAGGAACUUUUGGCGGCGGUCAACGUUGAGUUUUCCCGAAUGUUGGCGAAUUCCGGGAGGACCGACCUCGUCUGGACUUCCAACCCCUACGGCCAGGGAACUCUGGACUUCUUCUCCUUGUGAUUUGGGAAAAAUCCUGGAUUUUUACUUGAGAUUUGGGAAAAAUCCUG
Passer montanus (Eurasian tree sparrow) is the source of this 546-nucleotide messenger RNA. Its product is annotated as leucine-rich repeat-containing protein 14-like. The record is from RefSeq and is a predicted model, not a curated record. Bases 137 to 499 code for a protein of 120 amino acids. The transcript has a single exon. Gene Ontology annotation, cellular component: cytoplasm. NCBI's taxonomy places the organism in Eukaryota, Metazoa, Chordata, Aves, Passeriformes, Passeridae.